AUUUUUACAAAUAUCAUCAAUUUCAAUGCUCUUAUCAACAUCCAAGCUUGCUACAUCAAAACUCUCCUCCUCUUAAUUGUCUAGUCCCAAGAGAUCUACAAUUAAUUAUCUCAGUUAAGAUUUGGAUUCUCCAGCAAGAUAGAGAAUCAAAUUACUUUCUGAUAAAUGGAAUCACAUCUAGAAUGGAAUAGAUAAAGAUAAACUUGAAAAAAGGGAAGUAUUAGAGGAGAGAAUCAAAAUCAUUGAAGAUGUUUUAGCAUCUGAGAAGCCCAAAGAUGAACAAAGAUUUAAGGUCUUGAAAGAUUAAGUCUUAAAAUUAUAGGAUCAAUCACACAAUCAAAAAUCUGAAAGAGAAGUAUAAAUUUUAACUAUUUAGGCAUUUGAUGACAAAAAAGAAAAAGACUUUAGAACACUUUCAGAUAAUGUUGCCUUAUCUUUUGAAUAAGAAAGAAACUCUAGAGGUUAAGCUGAAACUAAGCUUUAAAAAUAAAUAGAUGAAAGAUUUGCUUAAAUCACACUCACUAUAACAAGAAAUACUCAUUAAUAUGAAGAUAGAAGUUAAGCCAAAAUUGCUGAAGUUCUUUAGUAAGUCUAAUUAGUCAAAAAUUAAUUAGAUUAGGAAAGAAGAUCAAGGUACUUUAUUUAAUCAAUCUAUAGAGAAGAAGCCGCAGAAUCUUUAACUGAAUAAAUUGAUAGUGAAAUAAAUAAAUUUUCAGAUUAAUUACUUGUUGAGAAGAAGGUUAGAGAAGAAACUUAAGGGAAAAUCUUUAGAAUGAUUGAAGACGUUCAUGGAAAACUCUAAUAAGACAUUAGCUUUGAGAGAAGAGAAAGAGAAGCUACAACUGAAGCUUUACUCAAACUAUUAGAGGAUGCCUGUAUUAAAAUCGAUAAAAAUUUUAGGUCAUUCUGA
Messenger RNA from Paramecium sonneborni, 910 nucleotides. The record is from the annotation of a GenBank genome assembly. Lineage: Eukaryota; Ciliophora; Oligohymenophorea; Peniculida; Parameciidae.